UACGAUCCAAACUCAUCCCCCGUACUAGAGGGAACCAUGGCUACACAGAGCUGUGUCACUGGGUACACCGUGUUAGCUGGUGGAGGCACUAGGACCUGUCAGUCUGAUAGAUCAUGGAGUGGAACACCCCUCACUUGUACACUGAUUUGCCCCAACGUCCCACCACCGGCCAAUGGAGUGGUGACCUACAGCGACCUCACCAUUCCCAGAGCUGUGGAUUCCACGGUUACCUACAGCUGUGUCUUUGGGUAUGAAUUCAGUGCAUGGAGCUGUACCAAGGACCUGUACUGUCAGUGGGUGGAGUAAUGGUGGUAGUCCAACUUGUACAGUUAGCUGUGGAUCAUUGGAUGAUCCUAUAAAUGGAAGAGUCACUACAACAGGGACCACCCUCUCAAACACUGCUACCUACACCUGUAACACUGGCUAUACACGUAGUGGAGGUCAGACCAGGACUUGUCAAGCUAGUGGAGACUGGAGUGGGUCAGAACCUGUGUGUAAUCCUGUCAACUGUGGUUCCCUCACUGACCCCAUCAAUGGAGCAGUGGACACAACCUCUGGAACCACCUUCAUGAUGACUGCUACCUACACCUGUAACACUGGAUACACUCUGGUUGGAGCUGUGACCAGGACUUGUCAAGCUAAUACAAUGUGGAGCCUCACUGCACCCACCUGUACUGUGAUUUGCCCCAACCUUGGCGUACCAACCAAUGGAGGAGUGACGUACAGUGACACCACCAUCCCCAGAGCUAUGGACUCCACUGCCACCUACAGCUGUGUGACUGGGUAUGACUUCAGUGGGACACUAUCAAGGACUUGUGCUACCACUGGGUGGAGUGCGCUAAUUGGUGGUACUCCUACCUGUACAGUGAUUUGUCCCAACCUCCCUGUACCAACCAAUGGAGCACCACUUGUGUACAGUGACACCACCAUCCCCAGAGCUGAGGGCUCCAUGGUUACCUACACCUGUACUGCUGGCUUUGAACUAAUUGGUACCUCAAUGAGGACGUGUAGUGACAGUGGAUGGGAUGGAACUGCACCAACCUGUAGAGCCAUCUGUGAUAUCCUUACUGUACCAGACAAUGGAGUGAUCAGCUACAGUCCAGACACCACCCCCAGACUAGACGGAGCCGUGGCUACAUACAGCUGUGAUGAGGGAUACAGAGUGUCCAGUGGACCUGAUAGAGAUUGUGGGAUCAGUGGAAAGUGGAGUGGAAUGAGCAUUACUUGUCCAAUUGUGGAAUGUGGUGUCCCUCUUAUGGUUGCCAGUAGCACCAGAACAUUCCCUCCGACAACAUUUGGACAGACUGUCACUUAUUCUUGUCAAGACAACUUUGUGUUAUCUGGGAAUUCAACCCUGACUUGUAUGGCUAGUGGACUCUGGGGCACACCUCCAAUAUGCUCUCCUAUUUGUCAGGAUCUUCCCUCACCUGCUAAUGGAGUGAUUAGCUAUGAUACGAUGUUCUCCCCAAGACCAGCGGGGACAGUGGCCACCUACACCUGUGACACUGGGUACGAUAUCUUUGGUCCCAGAACAAGAACAUGUCAAUCAGACAAUACCUGGAGUGGAGGAGACACUGUCUGUCAAGCAAGCUGUCCUGCUCUCACUCUAUCAAAUGGUGACAUCACUUACACUAUGGACAACCCUCCUAUCCCAGUGGGUAGAGUGGCUACCCACAUCUGUAGUGACUCGUUUGUGCUCUCUGGUGAUGCUACCAGGACAUGUACUGACAGUGCUAGUGGAGGAAUGUGGAGUGGAUCAAUGCUAACAUGUAUUGGAACAUGUGAGGACCUACCCAGCAUCACUAAUGGAGUCAUUACCUAUUCAUCAACCUCUCCUCCACGUACUGAUGGGAGUACUGCCACUUACUCUUGUGGGAUGGGAUUUUUGCUGCGUGGAGACAAUAAUUAUGAGAACAUGUCAACCAGACCGUAGCUGGAGUGGGACUGAGCCAUUCUGUCAAACCAUACAAGUGGUGAUCAGCCCCAGUGGAGGUCCAAUGGCUGGUCAGAGUUUCUCCCUCACUUGUUCCCUGAGUGGAGGGGCCUCUCUACAACCCACUCUCUCCUACUAGUGGACGAGGGAGGGAGGGUCA
Halichondria panicea is the source of this 2093-nucleotide messenger RNA. Its product is annotated as CUB and sushi domain-containing protein 3-like. The transcript is spliced from 12 exons. The record is from RefSeq and is a predicted model, not a curated record. NCBI's taxonomy places the organism in Eukaryota, Metazoa, Porifera, Demospongiae, Suberitida, Halichondriidae. The coding region runs from base 251 to 1933 and encodes 560 amino acids.